Suillus fuscotomentosus is the source of this 1485-nucleotide messenger RNA. RefSeq lists its product as uncharacterized. NCBI's taxonomy places the organism in Eukaryota, Fungi, Basidiomycota, Agaricomycetes, Boletales, Suillaceae. The coding region runs from base 1 to 1485 and encodes 494 amino acids. The transcript has 4 exons. The record is from RefSeq and is a predicted model, not a curated record.
AUGCGUUCAGUCAUACUUUUCUGCCUCUUCCUCUACCUCGUUGCAGUGACCCAAGCUGCACCUACAACAAAUGCAACAAAUACUACUACUAACGACAGUUUAAAAGCCCCGUCAUUCACGACUAGAACCCUAUGGACCAUCAUCUCCAGCUCUAUUCUCACUCUUUUUGCAUGCAUCUACAGUGCUAUCCACCCCAAUAUCCCGAGUCCUAAGCACCGCGAAUACCCUUCUAUCCUAUGGCGACAACUUGGCAUGAUGAUCAUGGCACUAAUCGCUCCUGAAUUGAUCGUCGCAUGGGCUAUGCGACAGUACUUGAGCGCUGAUCAAGUCACAAAUCAGUUCAAGGACUCGAGGUAUCCCAAUGUUCCUCCUGAGUCUGAAUUAAAGGAGUCUGUUUCUGAAACUGAAAAUCGCUUCCUUCCCCGAGACAUUCUCUUGGCUUUCGGUCGCCUCUUUGUCCUGCUUGCUAAAAGCGUAUUAUUUGUGAUCGUGUCUCUUUGCCAUGUUCUUUGUGCUCCUGUGAGGUGGGUCGCAAGGUGGAUUAAGCCAGGGAAAUCCGAGUCUGACUGGGAAGAUUAUACGUGGACUCAGAAGCACAGCUUCUUUGUGCUCAUGGGUGGUUUCAUGCUUUAUAAGGACAGGGAACCCUCCCGUACACUACAGCCAACGCACAUUCUCAUACUGAUACGUCAGAGGUGUAUCGACGUUCCUACCCUGACAGCAGACCGGAUCGACGACAAGAGCAAGGGCAAUGCCAUAUCGAAAGGAGUGGUCGUGCUUCAGGUGGCCUGGUUUGUUAUGCAGCUCAUUACCCGCGCCAUCUAUCACCUCGAAAUCACCCAGCUCGAAGUGGGGACACUCGCUUUUGCGGUUCUCAAUUUCCUGACUUAUGCUGCGUGGUGGGACAAGCCUCUCAAUGUGCAAUGUCCACACCCAGUGCGCUGGAAGUCGACCGACUUGAAUUCAACCGUGAUACCGGAGGAUCAUAUUGGUAAGAUUGAACAAGAUAAAACCCAUCAGUUUAAAAUCUUGGCUCCAGUCUUACGCCCAAUUCUAGAACUGAUAGGCUUUCCUGGCAUUCCCACCUCGCGGGAGCUCCAGGUUCCAACAUUUGAUGGCAGCAUCAAACUCGGAAAUGUGGACAGGAUUGUUCUCGUGCUCGCUGGAUUGCUUAUGGCAACCAUAUUUGGCGGCAUCCAUGGUAUGGCUUGGUUUUUUGCCUUCCCAACACACCAGGAACGAGUACUAUGGUGCAUGAGUGUCGUUGCUAUAACUGGCACGCCCUGGUUUGCUUUACUCACUGCACCGCUCCUUGCAGCUCUGGACACACCACUUCUGAUAUUCAUCCUGCUCUAUGCAUUAUGUAUCAUGUUGUAUAUCACAGCUCGUGCCGUUCUCUUGGUACUUAUGUUUACCACUUUACGCGAUCUUCCUCCUGAUGCAUACAGGGCCGUGUUGUGGACUAGUUUGGUGCCGCACUUAUAG